GGCUGGUAUGCAAUUUCUGUCCUUUGCAUCGAGCGCAUGUUGAUUUGUAGUUUCGUUUGUAUCCAACAUUCCAUCCAUUGAGUUUAGCUUAUUACUGCUUUGAACUGCUACACCAAGCUGAUUUUAUGCAGAGUUUAUAAAGCUUUUGCAAAGAGCUAGUUCGCUCGUGUUAGUAUCGGGAGACGAGAAAUGGAUUUUGGGCUGUUCCAUUGGUAGUGCAAGCAUUUUUAGUAUUUCUAUAUGUUGCAAUGAAGAAACGUCCGAAUUUGACGAUUGCUUGCCAGCCGGCAGCGGGUCCACCAACUCCUCCAACGACCGAUGAAAAUAACAUCAAUUUGCAAGAAAUUGAGGAUGUCCGCAAGAAACUGGACGAACUGGACAUCGAUUUACAACAGCGAAAAAGGCUGGAGGAGUUUCUAAACGAGAAACGGAAAAUAGGAGAGCUUGUUGCAGACGAUUUCGAGAAAAUCAACGAUCUUGGUGCAGGCAAUGGCGGGGUAGUAACUAAGGUCUUGCACAAACCCAGUGGUCUAAUAAUGGCCAGAAAGUUAAUUCACCUGGAAAUCAAGCCAGCAAUUCGAAAUCAGAUUAUCAGGGAACUGAAAGUAUUGCACGAUUGUAAUUCGCCUUAUAUUGUUGGUUUUUACGGCGCUUUUUAUAGCGAUGGUGAAAUAUCUAUCUGUAUGGAGCACAUGGAUGGCGGCUCUUUGGAUCAAAUUCUGAAGAAAGCAGGGAGAAUUGAAGAAGAAAUUUUGGGCAAAAUAAGCAUUGCU
This is a messenger RNA of Exaiptasia diaphana, 773 nucleotides long. RefSeq names its product dual specificity mitogen-activated protein kinase kinase 2. NCBI's taxonomy places the organism in Eukaryota, Metazoa, Cnidaria, Anthozoa, Actiniaria, Aiptasiidae. The record is from RefSeq and is a predicted model, not a curated record. Gene Ontology annotation, biological process: protein phosphorylation. Gene Ontology annotation, molecular function: ATP binding; protein kinase activity.